AACUCCCGCUUCAGUUCCGAUCUACCGCAUGAUGAACAGUAAGAGACUCGGGUUGCUCUGCUUUUUGGUGAGCGUUAGCUUAGCAUGGACGGUGAAGGGAGGAGGUAUGCGCCGUAGGAAACGCCAGCAAUGUGCGCACGGCGUGUACUCACACGAGGCGUUCCAGUGCUGUCGCUGUCAAACAGGCCAUCUUGUCUUAGACCACUGCAGUAAAGGACAAGCAACCCAGUGUGCACAAUGUCCAGAUGGAACAUUUAUGGCUCACCCAAACGGAGAGAAAAGCUGUGAGCACUGUACGCACUGCCAGCACGCACGACACCUCGAGGUAAAGCAGAACUGCACGGAUAAAACCAACACAGUCUGCCGCUGCCUGAGCGGAUACUACUGCGACAAGGGUGAAGACUGCUUUACCUGCUACAGCUGUGAGAAAUGUGAGGGUCUGGGGGUGAAAGUGGCUUGCACUGCUACCAGCAACACAGUGUGCCAUGAAAAGAACUCACCAGGUGGACUUAUUGCAUGUGCUGUUAUCAUUAUACUGGUUCUGGUAGCUACAGUUUAUGUCCUCUGGAGGAUGGGUUGUCUUAAAAAAUGUGCAAUGAAAAAGAGAAACGAAGAUGUAGCGGAACUGGAGCAACUGUCAGUACUGUCAGAUGAUGUGGUCUUGAGACCAUACCUAUCUAAGAUAGCCAGCGUUCUGAAGCUGCAGGACGUGAAGGCCGUGGCCAGACUUACCCUGGAUGAGGCUGAGAUUGACAGGCAAGAGAUCAACCACCCCAAUAAUGCAGAAGAACAGACCUACAAACUGCUGGAGGCCUGGUAUCAGAAACAAGGGGAAAGAGGUGCGUGUAAGGCUCUCGUCAAAGCGCUCCACAAUCAAGGCAGGAAAUCGGACGCCAAUCGUGUGCAGCGCAUCAUUCAAGAAGGAGAAGAAGGAAAGAUGUUGAUGUCAUAAGUAUAAACUGACAGGAAGUAGAUGCUCUGAGGUUGAAUAACAAACGUUCUUCCCUGUUCUGCUGUGCUUGGAUAGCUCACUGGCUGAAAAUCCUUGACUAAAAGAAGCAUUCUUUUCUAUAAACUGCAGAAAUGAACUGUGAUACUCAAUUUGAUCAAUUUGAUACUUUAUGAGUACUAGAAACACUAUUAGUUCAUUUCACCACUUGAAAAUGUUUAGGAAGGAGCCACCCAAGUAGUUUUACAUGACCAAGUGGAGUAAUGUAUUAAUUUGUCCAUAUACCUCAGUGAUUUUAAUCUGAAUUAAAUAUUCAUUUUAUAGCCUU
This is a messenger RNA of Electrophorus electricus (electric eel), 1277 nucleotides long. RefSeq names its product Fas cell surface death receptor (gene fas). Gene Ontology annotation, molecular function: tumor necrosis factor receptor activity; protein binding. Gene Ontology annotation, biological process: activation-induced cell death of T cells; negative regulation of apoptotic process; necroptotic signaling pathway. The record is from RefSeq and is a predicted model, not a curated record. Gene Ontology annotation, cellular component: CD95 death-inducing signaling complex; external side of plasma membrane; membrane raft. Lineage: Eukaryota; Metazoa; Chordata; Actinopteri; Gymnotiformes; Gymnotidae.